Messenger RNA from Zasmidium cellare ATCC 36951, 1962 nucleotides. RefSeq lists its product as uncharacterized. Gene Ontology annotation, molecular function: protein binding. The record is from RefSeq and is a predicted model, not a curated record. The transcript has 3 exons. Bases 1 to 1962 code for a protein of 653 amino acids. NCBI's taxonomy places the organism in Eukaryota, Fungi, Ascomycota, Dothideomycetes, Mycosphaerellales, Mycosphaerellaceae.
AUGCACAUGGCGAAAGCUUUCCCAUUAGGCAAAUGGACAGUCGUCCCUUUCGUCGAGGGUCAGCAACGCUCAGGAGAAGAUUGGUCAGUUGCUAAAUUUCAGCGGUCGCAACGAGUGCGAUACCUUAUCCGCACAGCCCAGCUCAACAGAAUCGGAGACACAGACGUGAAUAUUGCAAUAUGUGAAGUGGUUACUAAAUCGAGAUUACUGCUGUCCCAUCCUGAGCUUGCAGAUCCGCGGGCGGGUAAUACAAUACAUGAUAUAGCUGCAACCAGAGGCGACGACGGUGCGGCUCGACUGGUGGGAGGAACUCUGCGAUGGGACAUCAUAGCUUACUCCAAGCCCCUAGCAAGCGAGUCUUAUGCCCAUUUGCCCGAGACGAUAUUAUUCGCCACUAUAGGAGUGUCUCAGAGCUUCACAAAAAGAUACUUCUUUCGCACAGAUCUAAAAGCCAUUUAUGGCACGCGUCAGGGGGACAGCUUCUUGUUCCCACUUUACGCCGCUUUGCACCAGUGGGGCAUUGCAGCGAGGCUGGUCAAUGUCUGGAGGCCGAUCACCACUCGAACCCUCGACCAGCGAAGAGCAGCGAAAGUCAUAGCUACGUGGACCAGCCAUUGUGCAUUGUAUCUGGAAGAUGGCCGAGACCAAAGCCGAGCUCAAUUGCAUAUGCAAGCAGCAUGUUUGACACACGUCAGCGAGGAGGGUACCGCGGAACACAACCACACUGAAGCGGACAUACCUCAAACCAGUAUCGGAAGCCUACCCGAAGAGAUUUUGCUCCUCGUAAUUGAGUACGCUGUACAGGACAGAGCCGCCCCUGUGGAGUAUACACGCUACAAUGAGCGGCCAGGAAAACGAUACGAGGGGAAGCAGCCGUGGCUUGCCGACAUUCAAAAUAUGGGCAUUCCGCUUGUGAACCGGCAGUGGAAUCGUAUCUUCAACGGUCUUGUAGACGAUCUGACGGUGACUGUCUCCAUGAGUGAUUGGCGCGACAGCCCAUGGACUACCACACCACUGAUGGUUGUUCAUCCCAAGAGCUACGUGGCAUUACAAUGCGCGAGGCGCAUCACUCUUGAUUGCUCCAUUCUACCGCUGUUCGCGGCAUACCCCUUGCCCACACAGCUAGCGGAUAUCUUGCGAUCAAGGGAGUGCCUUCCCGAAAUGCGUUUCUCGGCGCCACGAGGCCCUGACACUUUUUUACCUUAUUUUCCAGACUAUCUGCCGUUCGCAUCCCGCACAGCUUAUCUACGAGACCUUUUGGAACCGAUUGCAGCCGUGUACGCAGCGAGGCACAUGACAUUCGCCGUGCGCGUGCCUGACUGGGGGAAUGCGGUACAGUGUGUGCGCGCUAGUCCUGGUCCGCUGCGUGAGGGAGAAUGGCCGUUAUUGUUGUGGGCUGCGUACAGUGGGAGCCGUGCGGUAGCUUCGCUUGCACUGCGCGCGCAGGACCAAACGCUGGAAGAAGUGCUGAACUGGAGGAACAUGUCGGGUGAGACUCCUCUCUAUAUGGCUGCGAUGCAAGGAAACCUCGAUGUCGCUCGGCUCUUACUAUCUUUUGAGGAGACUUUCAUCGACUGCAUGACUUCGGACGGGCGCAACCCCCUGCUUUGUGCGGCUGCAUCAGGCCACACUGCGCUCGUUGAGGAACUUCUCUUGUGCAUUUCUGACCGUUACCCCGGGCAAGAGAAAGCACAGAUACUGGACGCAAGGGAGGAAUGUGGCGGUACCACACCGCUUAUCGCUGCUGCAAUUCAGGGUCAUGAUGGCGUCGUGGCAGCGCUUCUUCAGGCUGGGGUGGACAGUGAUGCCAUUGACUACCGUGGUUACACGGCGCUUCGCGCCGCGCAAGCCUCAAAUCUUUCCCAAUCAUGCCAAGUCAGCACAAGAAGUCUCUCGUUUGGGGAGACUAAGCUGGGUAGCACAUGCACCGGUCCGACGGGCAUACUCCUAGAGGAGCCCUAA